Tachysurus fulvidraco (yellow catfish) is the source of this 3096-nucleotide messenger RNA. It is a transcript of the gene chm, whose product is annotated as CHM Rab escort protein. The transcript has 15 exons. The record is from RefSeq and is a predicted model, not a curated record. NCBI's taxonomy places the organism in Eukaryota, Metazoa, Chordata, Actinopteri, Siluriformes, Bagridae. Gene Ontology annotation, cellular component: nucleus; cytoplasm; Rab-protein geranylgeranyltransferase complex. Gene Ontology annotation, biological process: intracellular protein transport; protein geranylgeranylation; small GTPase-mediated signal transduction. Gene Ontology annotation, molecular function: GDP-dissociation inhibitor activity. Bases 79 to 2031 code for a protein of 650 amino acids.
AUAAACGUCACCUAAAUCAUGAGACAGUAAAUGUUCACGUCACUUUUUGUUGUGUCACGUGACAGUUACUGAUCCAAAAUGGCUGCCGACAACCUCCCAUCUGAAUUUGACGUUAUCAUCCUUGGUACAGGCCUUACUGAGUCUGUCAUUGCUGCUGCAUGCUCAAGAGUGGGACAGAGAGUUCUGCACUUAGACAGGAGAAACUACUAUGCUGGAAACUGGUCAAGUUUCACAUUCAAUGGCCUUUUGUCUUGGAUUGAGGAGUACAAGGCUCAACAAGAAUUUCCAAGUACGAAUUCAGAACAGGGAUGGAAGGAUCAAAUCGAGGAUGAAGAGGAAGUUAUUUUUCUCAGCUCCGUAGACUCCUCCAUCUCCAAUCUGGAAGUAUUCUCUUAUGACAGUGAAGAGUCUAAGGAUGUUGAGCAGCCGAAUGCUUCUGUAGUGAACAGCUUGCCCGAAGCAACUGAAGAGUUGAAUGGCUGCCAUACAGAAGCCCAAGACAUGGAUUCUUUCAAUUCUUGUACACAAGGUGAUGCUGACCCACAGAAUUUAGAGGGGAAUGAGCAACCAUCUAACAGCCAAGACACCUGCCAAUCAAAGGAAGAAAAUAAAGAUCAGCAGACAAUAAGAAGCCCAGAGCAAGCACUAGAGGUCAAAAAGAAAAUAACCUAUGCUAAGUUACUGAAGGAGGGUCGCAGAUUUAACAUUGAUCUUGUGUCUAAGCUGCUGUAUUCCCGUGGCUUACUGGUGGACCUUCUCAUUAAGUCCAAUCUCAGUCGUUAUGCUGAGUUCAAGAACGUCAGCUGCAUCCUCACCUAUCAUAAUGGCAAAGUGGAGCAGGUCCCGUGUUCCCGUGCUGAUGUAUUUGGCAGUAAACAGCUGACUGUGGUGGAAAAACGUAUGCUGAUGAAAUUCCUUACAUUCUGCCUGGAUUUUGAGCAACACCAAGAGCAAUUCCAAGAUUUCACAGAAAUGCCAUUUGCUGAGUUUCUUAAAUGUAAGAACCUGACAGAGAAUCUGCAGCAUUUUAUUUUGCACUCCAUUGCCAUGGUGAGCCAAGAUGCUCCAACCAACACUGGACUGAAGGCUACGCAGCACUUCUUGCGUUGCCUAGGUCGCUAUGGAAAUACACCUUUCCUGUUCCCACUUUACGGCUUAGGUGAAAUCCCUCAGUGCUUUUGCAGAAUGUGUGCUGUUUUUGGGGGCAUUUAUUGUCUGCGCCAUUCUGUACAUUGCCUUGUUGUGGAUAAGGAGUCCGGCAAGUGUAAAGCUGUGAUUGACACUCUUGGUCAGCGAAUAAGUUGUAGUCAUUUUGUGGUUGAAGACAGCUAUAUCCGAGAUGAACAGAGAGCACAAACAACAUACAGGCAGAUAUCCAGAGCAGUGGUCAUCACAGACCGGUCGAUUUUACCUUCUGAAUCUGAUCAGCAGAUUUUAUUGGUGACAGUGCCUCCUCUUGAGCCUUCUUCUCCAGCUGUAAGGAUGGUGGAGCUCAGUUCAUCCUCCAUGACAUGCAUGCCUGGAACCCAUUUGGUCCACCUGACUUGCUCAUCAUCAGGCUCAGCUCAUGACGAUCUGGCACCUGUCAUUUCCAGGCUUUUCCAUGUACCCAGCAGCUGCAAAGAGGAAUUUGUAGGUUCAGAGGAGAAUGAGAAGCCUGUGGUAUUAUGGGUGAUGUACUUCAACAUGCGGGAUACUUCUGGCCUUGACAACAGCAGCUAUAAUCUUCCAAGCAACAUCCAUGUGUGCACAGGCCCCGAUGACAGCUUGGGCAGCGAUUACUCUAUUAACUUGGCUGAAUUAGUGUUUCAUCAGCUGCUACCUGAUGAGGAGUUCUGUCCACCUGCUCCAAACCCUGAGGACAUCAUAUAUGAUGGCGAUCAGGGACAAGGGGCCAUGUUUGAGAAUGACAGUCAAAAUGAAGGGGCUAUAACUGAGGGAGAGAAUGGGCCUCAGGAGAACACGCAACAAGUGUGUUGCUCAGAACCUACAGACAGUACAAUACAGUGUGGGUCUGGUAAUUAUGACUGAAUAUAAUAUUUAAAGCCCACCCCUGAAUUAUAGUCCUUAAUGAAAUGACUAUUUGUUAAGUGAUUAUUGUACACAAGUGACUGUCAGCUUCUCUCCUGGAGAUCUACAUUCUUGCAUAAUUUAGGCUUUUCUAGUACUUUUCCAUUGCUGUCUCUAAAGUGUUAAAUAGAAAAUAAUUGGUUUCCACACACUGCACAAUUACUGUUGUUAUAUACAGAUAUGUAUGUAUAACCUGAUGUGUGUGCCUGAAAACUUUGCUUUGGUGUUGUGCUUCUGACCACAUCAGUGCUGGCUUACAAAUCUACCUGCAUGCAACUAAAAAGCUGCCUAUCUUCAAAUGAAAUGCUUGUUAACUUAAAUAAAUAUUGUUUUGUUCCCGAACAAGUUUAUACAUUUCAGUAACACUUAAAUUCCACUGUGCAUUACAGUAGACUUGUGCAUGUGAUUGCAUGUAAUUAAACAAAGAGAACACUACAGUCUGCUCAAAUCAUAAAUAUCUAAAAAGCAAAUAUUUUCUUCAGACUCUUCAGUAUGUGAUAGCAAAGUUUUUAUGGCUCUAAUUUACAUUGUGAUACAAUAAUUGUGAUGCAACAUUAUGUGAAGGAUACCUACACUGUGCUUUUUAAGACAUUUGUUAACAUUACAUGAAUAUUUUGCAAAGUAAUACUGGAGGAUGUAAGGGCCACUUUGUGUCAAAAUGUAUCUAAAAACCUUUUAUGAAAGUUCAAAUUUAGUACAAAAAAGUACGAAAUUACAAUGGUUUAUAACAUAUAAAGGUAUAAAAGACACCAACAAUUUUUUGGUCAGCUGACUUUCUUGGCAACAGAAGGUCAACUUUUGUGUGUGGACAUUGUUUACUGAUUUACCACUUUACUUAUUUGCAUUCAAAACGUUUAUGCUUAACAUCAAACUAUUAUCUACUGUCAUGUAAAAAGUCUUUUUUUUUUUUUUUUGCAAAAGCUUCUUUUAUUUUUUCUAAAUUCUCUAACAUCUAUUUAUAAACGAUUUAUGUUUAUGCCCUGUGUAGGUACCCUUCAAAUAAAGUGCCUAUUUCAAAUCUGAAAA